Filobasidium floriforme is the source of this 2384-nucleotide messenger RNA. RefSeq lists its product as uncharacterized. The transcript has 5 exons. Lineage: Eukaryota; Fungi; Basidiomycota; Tremellomycetes; Filobasidiales; Filobasidiaceae. Bases 83 to 2284 code for a protein of 733 amino acids. The record is from RefSeq and is a predicted model, not a curated record. Gene Ontology annotation, molecular function: protein binding.
UUCACCUAGCACCUAGCUAUAGACAGUCUCCUCACUUCCCAUUUCAUAUCCAGCCAGAACCGUCGCAUCGAUACCUAUACCCAUGGAUCCAGAGGAGCAGAGCUCGAGUGUACAGUUCGAGGGUCUCCCGUUCGAGAUCACGCAAGCUAUCUUGAGCCACCUACCCUUGAAGGACCUUAUACCCGUAUCCUUACUUUCAUCAACGCUACGAGCGGUCUCACUAUCGCCGCAGAUCACACCGUUUCUCGGACCCGUUCAGCGUAUACUACUCCGUGGACCACCUUACCCACCGGAACUCGCCUCCCUUGGAAGCUAUACCCACGUAGCGAGGAAUGUCUUUACAGAGAUCUUGGUCAGAGGGGAGGCGAGAUGGAUCCUGGAAGAGAUGGAGAUACCCAAGUUGUCCGAUGCUGUAUGGGAAGAGGUGUUUCGCAGGAGGUUCUUGCCCAGCUGGAGGCGGUACGGAGAGGGGGACGAGCGCUGGAGGGCGAUGUUCUUGCGGAUGCUGAGGCGAUUGGAGCACCGGGCGCUGGGUUGCACUCACGAAGAGUCAUGGACGCGCUUUCUCAUGUUACACCGGAAUGGAACUUGCUCACUCAACCGAAUAUAUUCCCGCACGUUCGACCCGUUGGAGAUCUUUCGAGAGAUAAAAUUGCAAAACAACUUGUCGCAUCUUCCGACUCAAGUCCGGCUACUGGUUCAGCUUCAGGACGUUCGGAUCUUGAUGUUUGGCGUGUUGGCCAGUCCCCGGUCGGUCUUUAUCAACGAAAAGGCAUUCCGACUGUGUCACCCUCCGAAGCUCUCUGGCAGGAACAAGGCUGGGUGGGAGACGGUGGUGGACGAAGAUGGAUACGAGCUUGAACCACCUGAUCACGUCAAGGCGGCACGCAUGAAGAAUCCGAGGAGGAACUCUGAACUUCCAGAUCUACGCACACAUCAGACACCCGCUAAGUUGGCGAGAGGCCGGUCUUAUUCAGUCAUGGAGACGUCUGCAUCAUCGUCGACGGGGACGACCACGCAACCUUGGAACAUGACGACCGCACAGGUAUUCGCCCCUCUCAGUUCUACGAGCCGGUUGAACAGCUCGGUUCAGAUGUUGCAACACAAUGCCACACCGGAAGAGACCUCCAAUUCUGGAGUUGCAGCGGGAACGUCUUCUUCCCGCCAUCGUUCGGGAUCGGGAUCAGCCUUGACUAGGAUGCUCAAGUUCGGAUCCUCGUCCUCGAGUUCAAACAAUAACAACGCCGGGCCGUCGACGGCGAUGUUGUCCUCGUCCGAAGGCGCAAGCACUGGUGGCUCAGGGUCUAGGAGCCGGAAUUGGUUACGUAGGAUAGGCUCCCGCGACUCGCAAGAAGGGCGCUCGUCAGAUGAUCAGCAGAGGAACAACCAGGGGGGUCUGUCAGAGGUACCUGAGGAUGCAUCGCGGUCGCAAAGAGGCAUCGUGUCCGAGGGUUUACCUUUACCCACGGCAAGGACACCUGUCAAUGAAGAUGGUAACAGUGAUCGCGCGGAAGCAUGCGGACCUGGCUGGAAUGGCAUCCGUCACGACGACAUCGACAAACGUCGGACCAAUCAGAUUGAUGCGCUGGGCAGCCUUCCUUAUUCGAUCAUGACGCAUCCAUGCCCUGCGCCUAGCCAUGCCUUGUACCCCAAUUAUACGCCUAGGGGUCAGGUGGCAGGUCAGUCUGACGAGAACUUUCCUCUGGACCCGAUCUUCCCCGGUAGUGGCGACAGAGAAAGCAAGAAGGAGACAAAUGGUACGAACGGCCGAGCGGGGUCUCGUCAUGGUCUACCCGGUCGCGCAGGUCGUCAUGGUGUGGAUACAAGGCAAUAUCAUCCGAUACUCAAGGAAAGGAAAUGGUUACAAGGUGUCGUCAAGGACGGAGGCAGGGUGGUUCCCAGCGAAUGGGUUCAGAAUCAGGGUCAGGAUGGCGGGGAGGCAUUGACAUGGGUGGGACCGGUGCUGAUCAUUGCGCAAUUGCAACCCGCACACCCACGACCGCCGAAAUACGCCCCCGCCGCUGCCUCCGCAGCACCCGACGCCCAGCCAGACAAUGACCAGUCCGACCACUGGAAUACGAGUGGAGACUGGCAAGAUGGUCCAGCCAACUCGCUGGACAUAGUAGGAUCCAGUGGAAUGUACGCUUCGUUCGAGUAUAGCGACCUGUAUGCGAUCGGGGGUUGGAUCCGGAUCGACGGGGAAACUGGCGCGCUGGACGCCCAGGGAGCCAGCGCGUGGGGCGGAUCGGGAGGGAGGAGGGAUGGUUUGGGAUUCGGACGAUGAUGCCCGCCGCGAGAACGGAAACAGGAUGGUUGUAUCGAACUCAGGAGGAAGAAGCAGGUUGCAUACAAAUAACGAUCAACGUGUAUCGAAGAAGCUGGAG